AUCAGCUCUCCGACCGCGUAAGCCUCCGGAUGGAUCCAAAUUAUCUCCAAAGUCAAGUCACCGUCAAAGCCUUACACACAGCGCGUUCACACGUCCGCACACGCUUCCUUGCCCGGAUAUAUAUAUCCCCAUAUUCCACCGGUCUAACCAAAUUCAAAUCAACUCGUGUUCACAUUCUCUUGUUCAGACCUUUCAUCAUACACUUUCUCUCCCUCUCUCUCUGACACUUGGUGAUGGAAAUUAGCUCUUCCCCAUUUCUUAGUCAAGAAGAUUGUUCACAUUUCUACAGUUUGUUCCAAGAUAUGGAGGAGAAUUUCAAUGUGAACGCUAACCCCAAAAAAAGGCAAAGAAAGGACGACGAUGUUAGCGAUAAGGAGGAAACGACGAAGACCGCGUUGAGGGACAUUCUCACUUCGAUCAUCUUGUUGGAUGAGCAGGAGAACCAAGAGCGAGAACAAGAACGGUGGGUCAUGGAGACUCAGCAAGAUAAGUCCCUCUUCGAGGCUAACCACGAGCAAAAGAUUCAAGCUACAACCGAGUAUUAUUCCCAACUCCAAAAUCAUUACGCUGAUGUCGACAAUUUGGACACCGUGAGGACUAAGCGGGCCCGCCGCUCCACUUCCGCAUCCACCGCCGCCGCCGCUGUUGCGGCGGGAAAUGCCGGAUCGAACAGUCCGCCGCAACAGCACCACCGUCGGCUCUGGGUGAAGGACCGGUCCAAGGACUGGUGGGAUCAGCACAACCACCCAGACUUCCCAGACGAAGAAUUUCGCCGCGCGUUUCGUAUGAGCAAGGCCACGUUCAGCAUGAUCUGCGACGAGCUCGAAUCUGUCGUCACGAAGAAGAACACGAUGCUUCGCGACGCUAUCCCUGUUCGCCAACGCGUGGCGGUUUGCGUGUGGAGAUUGGCCACCGGUGAGCCUCUACGGCUCGUGUCGAAGCGGUUCGGGUUGGGUAUAUCAACUUGUCACAAGCUCGUACUUGAAGUUUGCACAGCGAUUCGGAAUGUCCUAAUGCCCAAGUAUGUUCAGUGGCCUGACGAGAACAGAAUGAGGGUGAUUAAGGACGAAUUCAAAUCAGUUUCAGGGAUACCCAACGUUGGUGGGUCGAUGUACACGACCCAUGUUCCUAUCAUCGCGCCGAAGGUGAAUGUGGCUGCUUAUUUCAACAAGAGGCAUACGGAGAGGAACCAAAAGAGCUCUUACUCGAUAACGGUUCAAGGAGUUGUUGAUCCGAAGGGAGUGUUCACCGAUGUUUGCAUUGGUUGGCCCGGUUCGAUGCCCGACGACGAGGUGUUGGAGAACUCUGCUCUGAGCCAGAGGGUCCAGAUGGGGCUCUUGAAGGACGUUUGGGUUGUUGGGAAUUCCGGGUACCCUCUCACCGACUGGGUUUUGGUUCCUUACGCCCACCAGAACCUCACUUGGUGUCAGCACGCUUUCAACGAGAAGACUUUGGAGGUUCAGAAGGUUGCCAAGGAUGCGUUUGCGAGGUUGAAAAGGAGGUGGUCUUGCUUGCAGAAGAGGACAGAGGUGAAACUCCAAGAAUUGCCUAUGGUUCUUGGGGCUUGCUGUGUCCUACACAACAUCUGUGAGAUGAGAAAUGAAGAGAUUGAUCCGGAGCUGAAAUUUGAGCUUUUUGAUGACGAAAUGGUCGCUGAAAAUGGUUUGAGGUCUGCGAGUUCGAUACAGGCUAGAGAUCAGAUUGCUCACGAUUUGUUACACCAUGGGCAGGCAGGCACUCGUUAUAGUUGAUCUGGGUUUGUUAUAGUUGUUCUGGGUUUGUUAUAGUUUUUGUACUCUGAUUUUUGUCAUUCAUUUUUUGGCUAUGGCUUGUUAUAGUCAUAUUCGUACAAUAAGAAUGGGUUUGUGUAAAAUAUAUUUUUGACCCUCUAAUAAUAAAUA
Corylus avellana is the source of this 1901-nucleotide messenger RNA. Its product is annotated as nuclease. The record is from RefSeq and is a predicted model, not a curated record. NCBI's taxonomy places the organism in Eukaryota, Viridiplantae, Streptophyta, Magnoliopsida, Fagales, Betulaceae.